This is a messenger RNA of Corapipo altera (White-ruffed manakin), 2054 nucleotides long. It is a transcript of the gene ENTPD4, whose product is annotated as ectonucleoside triphosphate diphosphohydrolase 4. Gene Ontology annotation, biological process: nucleoside diphosphate catabolic process. Bases 172 to 2007 code for a protein of 611 amino acids. Lineage: Eukaryota; Metazoa; Chordata; Aves; Passeriformes; Pipridae. Gene Ontology annotation, molecular function: nucleoside diphosphate phosphatase activity. The record is from RefSeq and is a predicted model, not a curated record. The transcript is spliced from 13 exons. Gene Ontology annotation, cellular component: membrane.
UGCGUCACGUCCGGCCGCGCACCCGGAAGUGGCGCCGGGGGAGGGCCGGUUGCCAUGGAGGGGCCCGGGAGGGCGGAGGCGGCUCCGGGGCCGAUGGAUGCGCCGUGUCCGUCCGGGCUGAGCUCCCACCGCUGAGCUCCCAGCGCUGCUCGGGCCUGCCCUGAUCCCAGGAUGGGCAGGCUGAGCAUCUCGUGCCUGCUGCCGGCCUCGUGGCACUUCAGCCUGGCACCCGUGGGGUGCCCGCGGCUCCCGCACCCGUCGCUGCGGCAGCUGCUGCUGGCGGGGGGCGCGGCCGCGGCGCUGCUCUGCUGCUCCCUCCUCCUGCUGCGCUCCCGCUACGGCCGCGCCAGGACCUUCCACAGGUAUCUCGCCCGGGUGACGGACACGGAAGCCACGGACACGGCCAACCCCAACCUGAACUAUGGCAUCGUGGUGGACUGUGGCAGCAGUGGCUCCAGGAUCUUUGUGUACUGCUGGCCCAGGCACAACGGGAACCCCCACGACCUGCUGGACAUCAAACAGAUGAGGGACAAGAACAGGAAACCCGUGGUCAUGAAAAUCAAGCCAGGGAUCUCGGAGUUUGCCAGCUCUCCUGAGAAGGUCAGCGAUUACAUCUCUCCACUCCUGAGCUUCGCUGCCGAGCACGUGCCCCGUGCCAAGCACAAGGAGACCCCUCUGUACAUCCUGUGCACUGCAGGCAUGAGGAUCCUGCCCGAGAGCCAGCAAAAGGCAAUACUUGAAGACUUGCUCACUGAUAUCCCCGUGCAGUUUGAUUUCCUGUUCUCUGACUCGCAUGCAGAGGUGAUUUCAGGCAAGCAGGAAGGAGUCUAUGCAUGGAUUGGUAUCAACUUUGUCCUGGGAAGGUUUGAACACACAGAUGAUGAGGAGGAGGCCAUGGUGGAGGUUCACAUCCCGGGCAGCGAGCACCAGGAGUCCAUAUUCCGUAAGAGGACUGUGGGUAUCCUGGACAUGGGCGGAGUGUCCACCCAGAUCGCGUACGAAGUCCCUAAAACUGUAAGCUUUGCCUCCUCACAGCAGGAGGAAGUGGCCAAGAACCUCCUGGCAGAAUUCAACCUGGGCUGUGAUGCCCAUCAGACAGAGCACGUGUACAGGGUCUACGUGGCCACAUUCCUUGGAUUUGGAGGGAAUGCAGCCCGGCAGAGAUAUGAGGACAGUCUGUUUGCCAGCACAGUGCUUAAAAACAGACUGCUGGGCAGACAGACUGGCCUGAGCUCUGAUUCCCCAGUGCUGGAUCCCUGCCUGCCCCUGGAUGCUCAGGAUGAGAUCCAGCAGAACGGGCAGUCCCUGUACCUGCGGGGAACGGGAGAUUUCCACCUGUGCCGGGAGCUGAUCCAGCCCUUCAUGAACAAGACCAACGAGACCCAGACCUCCCUGAACGGGGUUUACCAGCCUGCUGUGCACUUCCAGAACAGCGAAUUCUAUGGAUUCUCCGAGUUCUACUACUGCACAGAGGAUGUGCUGAGGAUGGGAGGAGAUUACAACGCUGCUAAAUUCGCUAAAGCUGCCAAGGAUUAUUGUGCCACUAAGUGGUCUGUCCUCCGGGAGCGCUUCGACCGUGGUCUCUACGCCUCUCACGCCGACCUGCACAGGCUGAAGUACCAGUGCUUUAAGUCAGCCUGGAUGUACGAGGUGUUCCACAGUGGCUUCUCCUUCCCUGUGGGUUACAGCAACCUGAAAACAGCCCUGCAGGUUUAUGACAAGGAGGUGCAGUGGACCCUGGGGGCCAUCCUGUACCGAACACGCUUCCUCCCUCUAAGAGACAUCCAGCAAGAAAACUUCCGUGGAAGUCACUCCCACUGGAGGAGCUUCUCCUUCGUUUACAAUCACUACCUGUUCUUUGCCUGUUUCCUGGUUGUCCUGCUCUCCAUCCUGCUCUACCUGCUCCGGCUCCGGCGCAUCCACAGGCGGAUGCUCCGCAACGGCUCCUCUCCCUCCCUCUGGAUCGAGGAAGGCCUCCCACCACAGAAGAUGGCAGGGCCCUUGUGAGAUGCUGGGAUGGAGAGAUUUUUUUGGUUUUUUUCUUGGACUUGUUA